AUGGAAAAGCUCCUCAAGCGACCUGAGAAGCUCCGAGGAGAUCCAGAAAAGCGCAACAGAGAUAAGUCUAACUCGAUCGAGAAGAAAGAAGAGAGGAAGCGUUCAAGAACGUCGCCUCGUCGGGAUGACCGACUUGCGAUCAUCAACACUAUUUUCGGAGGUCCGAGCGGGGGCCAGUCCAGAAACAAGAGGAAGAAGCUAGCUCGCGAGGCCAGGCUCGAGGUAUGCAUCAUCAGGGAGCAGAAGCCCACUUGCUCCAUCACUUUCGGCGAUGCCGACAUGGAGGGAGUACACUUGCCUCACAACGAUGCACUGGUGAUCGCCCCUCUGAUUGAUCACGUCCUGGUCCGAAGAGUAUUGGUCGAUGGAGGCGCAUCUGCCAACAUCUUGUCCCUCCCAACAUAUCUAGCAUUAGGAUGGACCAGGUCACAAUUGAAGAAGAGUCCAACACCCUUGGUUGGAUUCUCUGGAGAAUCAGUCUCCCCAGAAGGGUGCAUUGACCUGCCGGUAACUAUCGGGUAA
Momordica charantia (bitter melon) is the source of this 522-nucleotide messenger RNA. The record is from RefSeq and is a predicted model, not a curated record. NCBI's taxonomy places the organism in Eukaryota, Viridiplantae, Streptophyta, Magnoliopsida, Cucurbitales, Cucurbitaceae.